Molecule: messenger RNA, 1144 nt
Organism: Megalops cyprinoides (Indo-Pacific tarpon)
Lineage: Eukaryota; Metazoa; Chordata; Actinopteri; Elopiformes; Megalopidae
Product: interferon-induced protein 44-like
Exons: 6
Coding region: 1-831 (276 amino acids)
Source: RefSeq, a predicted model, not a curated record
AUGGAGGGAGGUGACAUGGACAGAGAAGUACGGAACAGAGAAACUCUGAGGAAGAAUCUGGUCUCUUAUAAUCCCACCUAUGAGUCACUGUCAAAGGUGAAGAUUCUCCUGGUGGGUCCAGUUGGUGCUGGGAAAUCCAGCUUUAUCAACUCCAUAAUAUCUGUGAUGUACAGGCAUGUCACCCAAAUGCCUAUCAUUGGCUGUCACCCAGAUGGCUUCACCAAGAAGCUGAGGUGCUAUGAUAUCCGGGCAGAGAAAGGUGGCCAGCCCACAGCCCUGACCCUGUGUGAUGCCAUGGGGUUUGGGGAUAGCGAAGAGACUGGCCUGACCCUCCACGACACCUUGGCAGUUAUCAAAGGCCAUGUACCCGAGGGACACAAGUUUGAUCGUGAAGCUCCCAUCAAUCACAACACAGCAGGCUACCACCUAUCACCAGCACUGAAAGACAAAAUACACUGUGCCGUGUUUGUUCUGGAUGCAUGCAAAGUGUUGUCCUACAGUGGAAGUCUGGAAGAGAUGCUGAAGAGGGUUAACAGUGAGCUCUCAGACCUGGAAAUCCCCCACAUGGUCCUGCUGACCCACGUGGACCAGGUGUGCCAUGCAGUCCAGGAGGAUGUGCAGUAUGUCUACACCAGCCGCAUUGUGCAGGAGAGGGUGGAGAAGGCAGCAAAGCUGGUGGGCUUGCCAGUGUCCUCUGUGUUCCCAGUAAGGAACUAUGCCAGGGAGAAUGUGGUGAACUGCAAUGUGGACAUACUCAUGCUUAGUGCAAUCAGUGAAAUGCUUCAAGCCAUUGAUGAUGUAUUUGAUUUUUACACACCCUCUACACAAUAAGUGAAACACUAAUUUACCCUAAAAAUUUUGACACUGACUUAACACACAUUGCUCUGCUUUCUCAUGUAGUCAGGGCAGUGCAUAUUAUUUCAUAGAAACACAGUAAAAUGCUGAUGCGAAUCGCAGUGCUUGCUAGUAUUGUAUGCCACUAUCACUGAAGGAUUCUUCUUCUGGCUCUACCACUAUAGCACCUGUGGUAAUAUAUCAGUUUGCUCUUAAAAACUGGCCAACAUCUGUGCAUAGAUGUCUGUAAGCAGGUAAAGGACCAAUGACUCCAUACAAGUUAAAACAGUGUGAAAAAUCUGUUGGAAAA